Molecule: messenger RNA, 3081 nt
Organism: Porites evermanni
Lineage: Eukaryota; Metazoa; Cnidaria; Anthozoa; Scleractinia; Poritidae
Source: the annotation of a GenBank genome assembly
AUGAAUCCCUUCAAAAAGCCUGUAAAUGGAGCAGAAAGAAACAAAAAUUACCGAAAAAGAAUAAGAGCAAAUGCAGAUUCAUAUGCAGCAUAUAAAGAAAAAGACAGGGAGCGCAAACGUGCAAGUAGAAAGAAAGUUUUGAGUCCAUUGGAAGCUGAAAAGCAGAGAAUCAAAUGCAGACAAAGAGUUAGAUUGCACAGGUUAAAGAAAAAAGCAGCUGCUACAGGAACUCCAGCCCCUGCUCAUGAUCCCAAUGAUAUCGCAUUUGCAUACAAAUCUCCUCAAGCUUUAGGAAAGGCAGUGCACAAACUCACUCCUCUUCUUCCUCACAGCCCAAGAAAAAGAAAGGCGGUUAUAUCAAAACUUGCCAAAUCUAGUGGUCUAUCAUUGUCAGAUAACACCCAGCAUUCACCUAGUGGUAAUAAGAAAAUAGAUGAAUCCACAGUUCAGUGUGUUCAAAAAUUCUACUUUCAAGAUUCAAUAUCUCGGCAAGCCCCAGGACGCCGUGACUAUGUGAUAGUAAGACAGCGUGGUAAGAAGUCAAAACUCCAAAAGAGACACUUAAUGUGGUCUUUGAAAGAGACAUUUGGAUUGUUUCAAAAAGAAAAUCCUGAUAUCAAGAUAAGUCUAAGUAAAUUUAGUUCCCUGCGACCAGUGAAUGUUUUAUUACAGUCAUCAAUGCCAAGAGAAGUUUGCCUUUGUAGGUAUCAUGACAAUGUGAAGAAUCUUUGUGACUGUUUAAGUAAAGAGAUUUCCAGUUUUCCUCCCUAUUCUGGAUCAUUUGUUGACCACCUAGUGUGUAACAGCAGCACAGAAGAUUGCAUGCUGAUUAAAUGUGAAAACUGCCCAAACUGGCUAGCAGAUGUCAAGAAAGAUGCCCCACUGGAUGAGCUUAUUAAAUGGAGUCAAUGGGAAAGAGUAACCCAUACAAUAACAACAAAACAAGGCAAGCCAAAAAUUGUCAAUAAGAUGGAGAAAGUGAUAAAAGAGGGAACUGUUGAGGAGGCACUUGACUGUCUUCAAGGUCAAAUUCCCUGUUUCCUAGAACAUGUCUUCAUUAAAAGAAAGCAAUCAACUUUUUUUGAAGACCGCAUAGCUCAGUUGAAAGCAGAUGAAGCUGUUAUUCAGGUAGAUUUCGCAGAAAACUAUACCUGCCAAUACCAAGAUGAAAUACAAGCUGCUCACUGGAGCCAAGAACAAGUAACAUUGUUCACUGUAGCCAUUUGGGUCAAAGAUGCAAGCAACACCACAACCUGUCACUCUCAUGUCAUUGUGAGUAAUGACCACAGCCAUGAAAAAAAAUCAAUUGCUGUUUUUGUGGACUUUGUGGUCAACUCUUUGAUAAGGAUGAGUUAUCCACAGAUUAAAGUCGUUGAUAUCUUCUCAGAUGGGCCCAAUUCCCAGUUUAAGAACAGGUACAUGGCCAAUUUCUAUAGAAUAUUACAGAAAAAAGGAAUGAAGAUUAAAUGGCAUUUUUUUGCCACUUCACAUGGCAAAGGAGUUGUUGAUGGCUUGGGGGGAACCGUGAAAAGAGUUGUGUGGACUGCAGUGUCGACCAGAAAAGUGCCACAGGUGUUAAAUGCAGAGGAAUUUGCCAAAGUUGCUACCCAAAUGUGCAAGUCAAUAGGCAUUCACCUGUAUCUGAAUGAAGACAUUGACAAAUCCAGCAGCAAACUUGGCCUUGAUGAGUGCUUUAAACAGGCAAAACCCAUUCCUGGAAUAAAAAAGAUCCACUGCUUGGAUCCAACAGAUGGAGAUCAUCUGCAUUGCCAUCUGUACUCAAAUCAGCUCUCUACACAUAACAAAAUUGAUUUGUCAAGUGACAAUUCAGGUUGCUCAGAUAGUGAAGUUUCAGUCUCUGAAGCUGGAAGCGAAGAUGCUGUAAGUGUUGAUGAUGAUGACAAUGGCAGCGAUGAUGAGGAUGAUGAUAGGGUUGAUGAUGAUGAUGAUGGCAGCAAUGAUGAAGUUGAGGGAAAUGUUGAUGAUAAUGAUGAUAGCAACGGUGAUGAUGACAGUGUUGAUAAUAAUAGUGAUGGUGCCAGAGACAGUGAUAUUCAAAUUGAAUUAGGCUUGCCUAAUCACAUCAAAGAAUGUUUCAACAAAGAGUGUGAUGAGUUUGAACUUCACCCAUGUGGUAACUUUCUGGUACAGUUGAUUAUGGGCGAAGGAGUUGAUUUUGAGGGUGAUUCAUUAAUUGUUAUGAAUGACUUGAAAGAAUUAGAAGGAAAUCUUCCUCAGGAUGAAUUGAAAUGGCUUUCGAAUUUUGUCAUUGAUUCAUAUCUAAAAAUACUAAAAUCAGAAAGCGCUGGUGUUGAAGUGUUCGGGUGGGAAGAAUUUGAGAAAGGAGUGGGGAAAAGGAAAGUGGAACAGCUUCUUCAAGGCAAAGGGAAUCUAUUACAACAAAAUGCAGUAUUUUUCCCCUGCAACAGUCCAAACAGUGAGCAUUGGUUUCUUGGAGUGGUGCUUCCAAUGGAAAAGAGUCUUGUUGUCCUUGAUAGUUUGCCUGGGCAAUUCGUUAAGCCAACAGUAUCCAGACGGGUGAAAAAGAUGAUGUCAUUCCUCCAAAGGACAGACACGUCUAUCAACAUCAGCGAAUGGUCUUUCUAUGUCAAUAAACCGGGUGAGAUUCCCCAACAAGUGAAUCAAUUUGAUUGUGGUGUUUUUACUUGUCUAUACGCAAGAUGUUUGGCAACCAAAUGCCUCAUGAUAACUCAGCCACACAUUCCAGCAUACAGGAAACUGAUGAUUAAAGAACUACAUCAAAAGAAGCUUUCUCCCAUUCCACCAACACCUGUCCAAAAAGGAGAAUACUAUGCAGUUGACUAUGUGAAGAAUUUUUACAUUGGCAGAGUUUUGGAUGUCACUAAAGAUUGUGUACAGUUUAAGUUUCUGCAUAAAGUUGGGGCAACGACCUUCCAUUGGCCUAGAAGAGAGGAUGUGGACCAAGCACACACUUCAAGUAUAUUUUAUGGUCCAGUUACAGUACCUAGUUUUAUUAGUGGACCUUUCACAAUUCCAGAACUGUCACACGUAGAAAAACUUUUCAAACUCAUUAGAAAGUUCAGAAAGUUCUCAAAGUAA